Molecule: messenger RNA, 1202 nt
Organism: Cyphomyrmex costatus
Lineage: Eukaryota; Metazoa; Arthropoda; Insecta; Hymenoptera; Formicidae
Product: soluble calcium-activated nucleotidase 1
Exons: 4
Coding region: 35-1198 (387 amino acids)
Biological process (GO): proteoglycan biosynthetic process
Molecular function (GO): calcium ion binding; UDP phosphatase activity; GDP phosphatase activity
Source: RefSeq, a predicted model, not a curated record
ACGCGUAGCGCGGUUGAAGAACGACAGGGGGACUAUGACUAUAAUGUACACGCGUGACUGGCGUCAGGCGUUGCGCGCUCCGCACGUCUACCGGGUGGCGAACAGCACGUUUCGUAUCCAGGGCACGUUCAUGGCGCUGAUUCUUCUGGUUUUGAGCGUGCCGACUUUCUUUCUCGUGUAUCCGCUGUUGCACGGUUUCAUGUGUUCGCCGCCAAGCCAGACCCUGGCUCAAUGUCGUUACUACAAGUACAACCGAACGUAUCCUACCUCGGCGCCCAUUAAAACCUCCAAGGGCAUUACCUACAGGAUAGCGAUAGUGAGCGACCUCGAUCACGACUCUAAGCUCGCAGACAAGAGAGACACAUGGCAUAGUCUCAUGAGAACCGGCAGUCUCUAUUGGAAUCCUAACAACAAUUUUCUGUCCGUUAUCUGGGAUGACAAAAAUGUUGUACUGUCCUCGUCGUUGUCUAUGAAGGGACGCGGAAUGGAGCUGUCGGAGUUAGUGACUUUUGACGGCCGUCUGCUGUCCUUCGAUGAUCGUACAGGAAUGAUAUACUUUAUUGAAGGCGAUCAAGUCUAUCCUUGGGUUAUUUUAAUGGAUGGCAAUGGUAAAAAUCACAAGGGCUUUAAAUCUGAAUGGGCGACUGUCAAAGAUGAACAAUUAUAUGUUGGCAGUAUUGGAAAGGAAUGGACCACUCCGUCCGGUGAAUUUGAACAUUAUAAUCCAUUAUGGGUUAAAGUAGUGUCACCACGUGGCGAAACGCAUUCUAUCAAUUGGAUUUCUUACUAUAAACGAUUAAGGCAAGCGCUUAACAUCGAAUUUCCAGGUUACAUGAUACAUGAAUCUGGAACUUGGAGUGGUAUACAUAAGAGCUGGUUCUUUUUGCCUAGAAGAUGUUCUCAUGAACGUUACAAUGAAACACGGGAUGAAACAAUGAGCUGCAAUGUCAUGUUGACCGCAGACGAAAACUUUGUUAAUAUUAAAGUUAUCCAUAUCGGAGAUCUAAUUCCAAUCAGAGGCUUUUCUAGUUUUAAGUUUCUUCCUGGAUCGCAAGAUUCUAUCAUAAUAGCUUUAAAGACUGAGGAAUAUCAAGGACGGACUGCUACAUAUAUCAUGGCCUUUACGAUAGAAGGACUGAUAAUAAUGCCUGAAAAUAAAAUAAUAGAUAAAAAAUUUGAAGGACUGGAAUUUAUAUGACACU